Messenger RNA from Rhipicephalus sanguineus (brown dog tick), 1124 nucleotides. RefSeq names its product serine/threonine-protein kinase haspin. Gene Ontology annotation, cellular component: nucleus; cytoplasm. The record is from RefSeq and is a predicted model, not a curated record. Gene Ontology annotation, biological process: mitotic cell cycle; intracellular signal transduction; protein phosphorylation. The transcript is spliced from 8 exons. Gene Ontology annotation, molecular function: histone H3T3 kinase activity; ATP binding. The coding region runs from base 313 to 1122 and encodes 269 amino acids. Lineage: Eukaryota; Metazoa; Arthropoda; Arachnida; Ixodida; Ixodidae.
UUGUGUGUGUGAGAUGCAUGCAUCGCAGAUUUCGACGCUUUCGUUUUCGUGACGCAGGCUGAAGAAACAACGGCCGCUCAUGUUGAUGCAACGCCCGUGGACCUAAUCCAGCAGCUACUCAACAUCUGCGAACAGGAGGCUGCGGUGACGUUCGAAGUUGCACUGCGGCUCACUGAAGAUUGCCACAAAGUCCGCAAGCUAGGCGAAGGGUGCACAGCCGACGUGUACCUCCUCCAGAGGCCGAGUGGCGAGGAGAGCGCCGUCAAGGUGAUCCCUGUGGGCAGCGAACGGAACGUGUGCGGCGAGCUGCCUAUGCCCUUGGCCAGCAUCAUUGCCGAAGGUGUCAUAACGAGAGAGCUAAGCGACUUGCGCUUUGGUCAGCUGAACCAGUCAUCUAGUUUCAUCGAGCUGAAGGGGAUGUACUUCGUUCAAGGGACUUACCAUCCCGUUCUGGCCAAGAGCUGGACGGAGUACGAUGUGCAGUGGUGCUCGGAAAACCCGGACCCCUCAAACUUUGAGGAAACCCAGUUCUAUGUACUGCUGGAGUUUGAGAACGGCGGCAAAACGCUGGAGCGCUUCAAGGGCACCAUCGAGCAGCUGGAGAGCGUAUUCCUGCAGGUGGCCUGCUCGCUGGCUGUGGCCGAGCCGGAGCUCGAGUUCGAGCACCGCGAUCUGCACUGCGACAAUAUUCUGGUCAAACGCACCGAGCAGGACUGCGUCAAAUUCGUGCUGAAUGGCCGGAAAGUGCUGGUGCGCACUGCUGGCGUCAAGGCUUCCGUCAUUGACUACACGCUGUCGCGCAUGCGAAAAGGCGGGAACACGUUGUACACUGACGUGUCGGGUGACACAGCGCUUUUCAAGGGCACCGGCAGUUACCAGUACGACGUCUAUCGCAUCAUGAAGGACGAAAACGGCGACGACUGGGAAGCCUAUCACCCACACACCAAUGUGCUAUGGCUCUCCUACGUGCUGCAGAAGUUGUGGAACAAGCUCCCCAGGACGAAACAGGCCGCGAAGGCGUCCACUAGUCGCGGCCGACUGGCCGCUUGGGCGGACGCAAUGCUGGCGCUGCCGUCGGCCGAGGCGUUUGUGGCCGAGUACGUGGCGCCCCAACUCCAAUGAGA